Molecule: messenger RNA, 10481 nt
Organism: Heterobilharzia americana
Lineage: Eukaryota; Metazoa; Platyhelminthes; Trematoda; Strigeidida; Schistosomatidae
Source: the annotation of a GenBank genome assembly
AAUCUACGACACGAGGUUUGAAGUUUGGUGACCUUGACAGGAGGCUCUGGUGUUGCUUUUGUUCGUAUGAUGGAGGUUGAGAGCUUGUGCCAGUAUGGUGGGAUUAGCGAAGAUGAGUUGGCAACUGUUGGGUCUGAGUUAGUCACCAAACUAAAUAUAGCGUUUGACAACAUUUAUCACGAUGCUAAAGCAGCAAAGGAAAAACUUGCAAAUCUUCAAAAAUCACAAGAGGAAAAUUUGUUACGCUACGAAACUGAGGAGUUUGGAUUAAAGUCGCUCUCUGAAGAACUUGAGAGAAAACUUGAGGAAUGCAGGAAUGCUCUGCGCACAAUGGAAGAAAAGUUGCAUAAUUCCAAUUCAGAAAAAGAGGAAUUUCGUUCGAAGUUGAAUGAUUGUUUGUCUGUUAAUAAUGAACUCAACUUCGCUAUAAGAGGCUUAGAGAAUGAAAAAGAGAUUCUGAAUGACCAGUUGAAGAGCAAGCUUGAACUGGUUGAUUCGUUGAGUACUGAGAUAAGCGGGCUGCGUUCAGAAUCUGAGAGUGUGCGUAAAUUAAAAAUGGAGCUGAUGCUGAAGUCAGAAGAUAUUACUGGACGGGAAGCUUCCGUAAAGGCUCAAGAGGCGCGUUGGUCUGAUGAAUUGUCUAAUCUGCAACGACACAACAGUUGGUUAGAAGAUCGCCUCCGAGAAACAACUGAUCAGCUACUGACUGUUCGCAGGGAUUCGUACCAGAAGUCUUAUUCUCUGGAAGCUGAGCUGGGUCUUCGCACGGCGGAGUUGGAAAAUGCAAAACAGUCUGUUGAAAGACUAGAGGAGAGUGUCAUUAAGCUCACUCAGGCGAAUGAGGAAUAUGUCAUUAAGUUGAAACUAGUGUCUGAUGAACAAAUAAAAAUGGAACAGCUCUAUGGGAAUGAAAUUGAUGCACAAAAACAGCUGAUAAACCUAUACAAGGAGCAAGUAAAAGAAUUAGAAGACAAGAACGAAGAACUAAGUAAUGCUGCAUCUUCGAUGCAAAGGGUUUUGAAGGAUGCUUAUGAAAAUGUUUCAAAGUUGGAGGCCGAAAAAUCUUCAUUGAAAGCACAAUGCAACGAGGCUAAUGCCAAACUUCAGACUACUACCGAACAUCUGACUUCGGAACUAGAGCGUAGUCAGAACCUCCUAGACAAGUUCAGAGUAGACGGUCUGUCCGAGGAAGAAUUACGCCAGCUGAAUCCAUCUGUGUCAGCUACCUUAAGCGCUUUAAAAAGUGGACACAGUCUGACUCAGCUUUAUGCCGAUUAUGUGCAGAUUGUUGAAGAUAGAGACCAACUGCGACUUGAUAAACAGCGGUUAACAGAAUAUGUCGAACAGAUAGUCGAUGAACUCAAAGAUAAAGCUCCUCUUCUGCGCAGCCAUCAGGACGACUACCGAAAGAUACAAGGAGAGUUAAAAGAAAUUACUAGUUCUUACCAUUGUAUAUCGAAAAAGUUUGAGGAAUUACAGUUGCAGAAGCGAGAAAGUGAACGUCGCGCUGGGUUUUAUCAGCGAGAGACAACAAGACUUAAGCAGACAUGUUCAGAUUUGUCUAAGCAGGUGAAAUCACUUUUGUAUGAGGUUGAAGUAUGCAAAGGGACUGUGAUUCGCCACGAAGACGAUCCACAUCUAACGGCAACUACGAAAGAUGCUUCAGAUUCUCCUAACUAUCAGCCACUUCCCGAUAGCUCAAUGGAUAUUAGCAGUGUUUCAAACAUGCUCGAGAAUAUAGCCUCUGCCGCUAGUGUUAUUGAUGACCACCUUGUUACGUGGCGGGACUUAGAUGAAUUGCAGUCUCAAAAUCAACGACUGCUCUGUGUUGCUCGUGAUCUGGCUAGUCAACUGGAAAAAUAUGAACGAGAGGGUUCAGAAACAAGUAAACGUAUUUCUGAGCUUUCUUCUCGCGUGGAAACCCUAUCUGGAGAACUCGACGUGGUGCGUUUAGCUGCUCGUGAAGCACGAACAGAGGCUAAUAUGUUUGUUCAACAGCGUGAUCAAUAUCGUGCUUUACUGAGGAGAUAUGAUAUAGAUGUACGGGAUAAAGAAGAUAUUAGCUCGAGUCAAAGCCAAGAGUCUAUUUCUGAUGGUGUAGAUCUACCAAGUCAUUGUGCAGCUAAUGUUAAAACUCCAAAUAAAAGUCCACUUCCCAAUAAUACAUCCUCUGCCGUAGUUGAACGUCUGGAAAGUACUCUAAGUUCAUUGCAAACCGAAUUCACCCGCUAUCGUGAAGACAAACUGGAGUCAGACAAUGUAUAUACUACUACUAUUGAUAAUCUGCGGAAAGAAUAUAAUGAGGUUAGGCUGUUGAAUCAGAAGCUCAGUUCACAGCUUGAUUUUACUCAUGAAAAACUGCGUGCAUCAGAAGCUAAUGUUUCGGGAUAUAAACAAGAGAUCACUAUUCUUCGAGAAAUGAAUGCUCGCUACUCAACUUCAGCUGCAGCGAGUGAAGCCGAAUUAUCACGUCUCAGAGACGAGCUGACGCAUACGUCUGAUCGUCUCACAACAGCAGAGGUGGAUGCAAGGCAUUUCUCACAACAGUUAGAAUCAGUGCGAGCUAGUGAGUGUCGACUUAGACAGGAAAUCGAUUCUCUACGUCGCCAUGACCAAGUUCAUUCUCAACUCAUGAAUCAACUGCAAGCGAUACAGGGAAGUCUUGAACAAAGAGAAUCAAUGGAUCGUUCAGCUAGUGAACGGAAGAUUGAGCAACUGGAAAAACAACUCACUGCGGCCAAUGCAGCUCUUGUAGAUGCCUCUCAAACAGCUAGAAUCGCACAGCAAACUCUUCAACAUGAGCUGUCACUGUCGCGUGAAAGUGUUGAAUCUAGCAGUCGAGAAAUUGAGCAGCUCAAUGCACGUAUCCGGGAUUUGGAGGAGAAAUUGGCAUCAGUUCAGCCUUCUCAUGAAAAUCCUACGGAAUCAGAGGUAUCUGAAUCAUUUGUUGAAUGUUCAAAGAAGGCGCAGAUACGCGUGCGAGAAUUAGAGCAUGAAAUUGAAAGCCUUAAAUCCAGUUUAGAAUCUUCUCGUGAGCAAUCUGAUCGAAUGAAAGCACUGGCUGAACAAGCAGAAGAACGUCUAAAUGAAAUUGUUGAGGAGAAUAAGCGACUUGAGGGUCAUUUUGCCCGUGACAUGAAUGAGACCAAACAGCGUUGUGAGUUUUUGGAAACUCAACUGGAUUUAGAAAAAAAAGAACGCCAGAAUCUUGUGAAUGAAAAUAUACGAACAACAGAGGAGGCUCAUAAAUUGAAUGCAGAUUUGCGUCGCGAACUGGCUAGCUUACAAAAUGAAUUAGAUAGUCUAAAAGCACGCUGUGAAUCAGCUCUACAGGUUGAAGCUGGUGCAAAGUCUGAAAUAGAAUCUCAUCAAUUGGCUGCUCAGGAGGCCCGUGAUAAAUAUGAACGUGAAUUAUCAUUACACGCACAAGAUGUGGAACUAUUGACAGCAACACGAGCACAAUUGGACUCAGUUAAAAUACACGCUAGUGAAUUGCAAUUGGAACUAAAUGAAGUUAAGUCAAAGGCAGAAACUGCGGUGACUGAUUUAAAGAAUCAAAUGGAGUUAUGGGAGACGGAGAAGCAGGAAUUAGUCCGUCAGUUGAAGCAGAGUCAAGAGGAGCAGAAUUUGUUACAAGAUCAACUCAUUCAGCUCACUCAACAGACGGUCUCAUUAAGAAAAUCGUUAGAUAUUUCAAACACUGCCGUAGAAGAUGGGAGAAGCUCCAUUAGUGAUAUUGAUUCUGUACAUUCAGAUAUACGAACAUCUGAGGAACUGUUGCAAGUUAUUGGCUAUCUCAGGCGUCAGAAAAAUAUAUCGAAUGCUGCCCAUGAAGCUGCCAGUGCUGAAGUAUCCAGGUUGUUGCUGAGAAUUUCUAGUCUGGAGUCACAGAAAGAACAGCUACAGUCUCAGUUGGAUAACGAGCGUAAAGCGGCUGAAUUGGCUAUGGAAACUUCUCGCAAACACUCUGAGGUCAUGGAACGCGUUGAGCAAUUGAACUUAGUAACUGAAUCUAAUAGGUUACUACGACACGAAAGAGAGAUCUUGCGGUCAAAGUUGUCUGACGCUGAAAAUCAGCUCACGAAGAUGAGUGAAGAAGUUGGACCUUUGAAGCAGUUCAACAGUGAUCUCAUUGCACAGAAAGAUAUUCUCACGUCCGACAAAAAAUCACUCGAGGAAGAACGUGAUCGAUGGAAAGAACGUUGUAGUCGGUUGGUAGAAACAGCUCAACGUAUGGAUCCCGAACAAUAUAGGCUAGCCUGUAAUGAGCGCGAUGAUUUGCAGCGUAGACUAAACCGAGCCGAAGAAGAAGUUCUGAAUAAUGUCAACAAACUAUCUGAUCUACGAAAUGAAUCAGAUGAUCAAAUAAGAAGGCUAAAUGCUGUUUUGGAAAAUAUGAGAAAUUCUUAUCACGAGGCUGAACAGAAAAUCUCUUCAUUCAGUGUUCAAGACAAGCGAUUAAAAGAGGAAUUGGGCGCAAAAGAAACAACAAUUCUAAAACUUCGUGAAAUCGGGCGAAAAUAUCGUCAAGAGACGGAAGUAUUACGUCGACAGCUUAAUGCUAGCAGAUCUGAUGAGGCCCAACUUCAGACUACAAAUGAAGCGUUAACUGAGGCUAAAGCUGAUUUGGUUACUUUGAGAGCUGAUUAUUCUUCACUGCGUAGUGAAUAUGAUCUCUUAGAAGCCAUUGUGACAGAAGCUUUGCAAUUUUUAGAUGAAAUAAAGAGUAGAGAGUCUGUCCUGACUAUCAUGAAUUCAUACGUUGAAGGAUCAGAUAACGAAGAGGAUCUCAGUUGUUCAGAUGGUCGAAAGAUGUUAAAUGAAUUUCGUCGUCUACUUUCUGGCUUUUGCAGUGAAAUAGAUCGUUUGCAACAGCAAUCAGAUUCUCAGAAGGAACGUCUACUUCGAACCCAACUAAUAGAAUCCCAGCUUACAAAGUCUCAGAGAGACUGUGCUGAACUUCGUACUCGUUUAACUGAACUCCAAUCAAUUAAUGUUCAUCCUCAGACUGUAUCAGUGAGUUUACAGACCAGUGGAGCUCCAUCUCCCGGGCCUUCAGCUGAAUCUGAACCACAAGAUGGUGUCCACAUAACACAUUCUUUUUUACCACGAAUUCAGUCUUUGGCUACCUCGCCGUCAACUCAAGCCCUCGGAAAUCAGUCACAUAUCGAAGGUCUAACUGGUUUUAAUAACUCGGAAAGUAGUAUGGAAAUAACAAGUUCGGUUGCAUCCUCUCAACCUGCUCCUACCUGGAUUGUACGUGCUGCAGCCACUGUGCAACCGGUUCAACCAACACCUGCUAUCACUCCACCCAAUUCACUUGUUGGACCAAAGCAGACUGCAGAAAUAAGACCGAUAACAAGUAAUGUAGCUGCUGUUAUGCCAACCCCGGCGCCUCCAUCAGUGCCGACAGGGAUUUCAAGUAGUCAAUCAGAAAGUGCUCCUAGUGGUGGACCCUCAAGCAUUGCAAUCUGUUCACCUGUUUCAGAUGCAACGACGGGUUCCAGCUCAUUACUAUUCACAUCUUGCGAUCAAACAGCCACAUCAAUAAUGAGAGGUACAUUCCUGCGUCGGGGUAAUGUGCUUAGUCAACCCCAAGGUAACAUCUUAAUUCCUGUUUCUUCGCAUCCAACUUCUUCAGUUUGUUCUCCCAAUGUACCAUGUGCAGCAGCCCGUUCAACUACAGUUAGUAUAACGGGAAAGCGUAGAUUCGAAGAAGGCUCUUCAAACAGUAAUGCAGAGUCAACACUUUCCAUUGCACCACCAGUUGACGACAACUUUUUUUCAACGAGUGAAGUUUCUAGGAGCAAUGAAAACUUGUUUCUGUCGAUUCCUGUUUCCAGCCAGUUACAUCAGCAGCAAGUAUCCCUCACCUCUCUUCCUUCUGAGUCUAAGCGCAUCCGUCAGGCGGUAGCCAGUGGUUCCAGCUCUUCAGUUUCUUUUACUCAAGCAAGUCCUAGUCCUAUUGUUCUUGGGCGAUCACCUUUUGGUGUCAGCGUACCUUCUACAACUCCACUACAUGCAACUGCUUCCCGUUUAGUUGCUGGUCAACAAGAACCUAGUAGUUCUAAUUGGGGCACACUCACAGUUGCGACUGGUGUAGCUGGUAUUAUAAUCUCUGGAACAAAUGAAACCUCAGAAAAUAUACAAUUACCUUCAAGUGAAACUGUUAUAGAGGUAGAUCAAACUACAACAUCUGAUAUUCCUACUCGUGAAACUCUUGAAAAUGAGAAUUGCGAGGUUAAUAAUCGUGCACCAGAUCAUGUUGAAGUAAGUUUGAGAACGUUCAGAAGUUUAUUUCCACCGGAUUAUUUACUUUGUGUGUUAACUGAAUGUAUUUUGUUACAGUAAAUUAUACGAUGUAGUUACGGGGUUCUUCGGACACUUGGUUCGGUUUGGUUUGUUACAUAUGUUUUAAUAUUUAUGAUAAUGCUUACUUGAUUUUUUAUUUUGAUCCCGUAUCACAAGUUUACUGGAGAGAGGGGGGGGGUGGAUCACAAAUGACAGUUUACCUUAAUAUAGGUGUAAAACACAGGCCGUGUGAUAAACUGUCAUUCGAUAUUAGAUUCGAUUAUUUGACAUACAGCGCACAAUGAUACUGUAUUAUUUCCUUUAUGACGUUUGAGCAUAAGUUAUUGCUCAUAAUCAUAUCACUAUUACCACACAACUUUCCACAUAUGAUUUCUAUAGUCCUAUCAGAUCAGACAAAAAACUUAGAGUAAUUAUCAAUUACUGUAAUGCAUAAUCGCAAAAUAGGAUGCGAUGAAGUGGCGACCCGAAAAACAACUUAACAGAGCAAACUGAGAGUUUGAUUACCGAUAAUUGGCUUAUCGAAUGAACACUGAGUACAUGCAAUAGAAAUGACUCAACACCUGUUCUAGGUGUUUAAAAACCAAAAUGAGACAGAUCUAUCGAAAUAGAAUGUGAAUGUUGUGGAGUCACAUUUGAUAUGAACGGUCAUUCAGUACGUAACACACUGUCUCGAUGUCCAAAAUAGUCAACGAACGAAUUAAUACAGAAUCGCAUACAGCCAAUGGCUAAGUCCCACUUUUAUGUUAAGAAUCUGGUGUUUCUAAAGUACUUUAUUUAGUAACUGAAUGUGAUCGAUAUUGAUUUUACACGAAAGAUUGGUGGAAAAAAACAGGUGUUCUAGAAGAGGGCUAAAUAUCAGUCACGAGAUCUACUCGCGUCUCUGAUUCCUGUUCUCAAAUGAUCUUGGAUAUACAGCAUACUGAAGUGAAUGAUAUAAUGGAGGUCCAGUAAAGUUUUUCGAUAAAUCAAAGUAUUUCUUUUCAUAAAGUCAUUGUGGCAUAAACUAUUCUGUUUCUUUCCGAAUAGUUGAGAAGAGCUUAUCGUUUGAGAGCUGUAGGCGGAAAUGGAAUCCUAAUCUCUAAGAAAAUUCAUCUUUUCAACUUAAUCCCUUCCAAUUAGUAACAUAAAAACUUGUUUGGAUAAUUUUUCUUGUUUCUGAUAGCAGUUUUGUCUGGAUAUAAUCACAUCUUAAUCACUAUGAAGAUAUUUAAGUUUCCUGUUAUGUUCUGCAGUGUUCGAUUUUACAUUCGGAGAAAGAAGGUAAUAUUUCGUAAUGUGAACGAAGACAGUGAACUACACCUAUUGUGUUAUGCCUAGUGAUACUACCUGACUUCCCAAACCUCGGUAGGUGGAGCGAGGUUCGAACCAGUGAACCACUGGUUGAUAGUCAUUUCCUUGAACCAUUCUGCCAUGGCUCCACAUUUGUGGUGCCAAUGGUCUUGGGUUUGAAGCAAUCAGUUUUGUCAUUAUAUUAGUUUUCAUUAAAAUAGUUAAGGGUAUGUACUCAAAAUGGGUUUAUUUAUUGACUCGGAUUACUUGUUUGAAAUGCAAAACUCAAAGCUGAAGAACAGUGUUUUUGUACGUGGUUGGGCAUAUGGAAUGCAAACGAUGUAAGAUUGACUACCUCAGGAAUCUUCAUUCAAUCAUUCUUGGAUACUACACCUCAAUACGUCACCAACAGUGGCAUUUAAAGAUAGAGGUGGAAAAUCAUCUUUUAGACUGGCUGAAAUAAAAGGCAAAAUGCAGAAAUUAGACGUAAUCCCCCAUAACUGAUCUCGAUUUCUGUAGUUUGCAGGAAAGAAUAAAACUCCUAUGAUAGUCAUGCAGGUAUAUGAUUCGAGACUGUCUAACCCGUAGGUCGAAUUAAGUAGUCGAACAAACAAGACUUUACGCUACAUUGGGUCCUGUUUAUCUUUGACGUAUAAAGGAGCGUAGGUUUGCUAGUCUACAUUUAAACAAUAGAUGAUAUGACACAGAAUAGAUAGCAGUGGUGGAGAUGUAUCCACAACGUAUCUUCACCAAAAUACUUGGUAUCUCAUCACUGUAGAACUCUAGUCCUUUCAUCAUCUUGCAUUUAGUCUUCUGGCUUAUCUUUUUGAGGCCGCUGGUAUAUUGUUUUUCGUCUUUUCUAUUCCCUCCUGGUGAAAUCCACUUUAAUGUGCUGAUAUGAGGUAUGGCAACUGGGAUUAGCAGGCAGUCAUACCAGUUUAUCUGUUGUCUAUGUCUCAUCUAAAUACCUUCCGUUCUUAUGGAAUUUUAACAAUCAAUUGUUCGCUAUUUGGUUAAUUCAAAGAAAUUGAAUUAGGUGGUUGCCUGUGUACGAAAUAUGUAUUGCAAGGAACGAAGUGGAUAUCUGAUGUUUGCCACAAAAAUUAAAAGCAGGUACUUUCCAACUUUCACUCUACUCCUAAACUUCAAGUUGUAUUGAUAUCAAUGUAAAACUUGGAAACUGUGGUAGAAUGUAACUCCAUAUUAGAUUUGAUGAGUUCAUAUAUAGCACACAAGGAAUAGUGUUAUUUACUUGAUGACGUUCCGAUCAUAAAUUAUUGCUCAUAACCAUUUCAAUGAAUAAUAAUUUAUGCUUUACUUGUUCAUACCCUAUCGUAAAUAGUUUCUUCUGUCUCGUUCUUCUCUAUUGCGACUGGUAUCAUUAUUUUCACUUUUCUUUUUCUCAGUAUCUCUAAUCAUAUUGAGGUUCCGCUUGUGGCUUUUUACCGUACAUUGUUGUUUCUGUUUUCUGCGAAAUAAUAGUGUUAGUUUUUGCCACUUAUAAUUUUCAUUCAUUUUUCCUUAUUUAACAGAUGAUGACUGAAAAUAUCGAAAUCACAGAGUCUGUAAUCCCAGCUUCACAUUUUGACUCCACUGUGCCAGCAAAACCUACAUCAAGUACACAUCAAGAGGAGUGUGAGUCUUCUGAUAAUGAAGAAGAAUGCUAUUCAGAAAACGAUGUUUUUGAUGAGGCUGAUGCACAUGAAUCUGCGUCUAUGGAUGAAUACGCUGAAAGCGAUUCUAAAGAUUCACAAUUCGACAACAAUAAUAACAAUGUUGAGUUUGACCAUGUUCCUGCAUCUUCAGAACCUUCUAAUUUCAAUGUAUCAGAGUCAUGCAAACAGGAUAUUGAUACUGUCUACGACGAAGGUUCUGCGCCAGAGGAAGGAGUAGUUGAACAAGAAGAUUACGUCGAAGGAGAUUUCGAUGAAUACGAAAGAGAAGGUGAAGCCAAUGCUGACUCCUAUACCGAAGAUGAAGAAGGAGAAGAAGAGGAGGAAGUUAUCGAGCUCAGUAGUGGUUCUGGUGAUUCCCAGCCACAUGAUCUUGAUGAUGACGACGAGAACUACCCUGGCGUUAAUGAAGACUAUGAAACUGAGGACACGAAUGCACACAUGGCAUCCGCAGAAGACGCUGAGGCCGUCGAUAUUGGGGGUGAUAGAUCAAACGAAAACGAUGAACAAUUACAUCACGAUGAUGGUAGUAGAGAUGCAAAUGACAUUGUUAUACCAGUUACCACUCAAACGUCUAACACAUUUUCUACUUCUUCGACUGCAGAAAUUCAGCCUCUAACGUCCAGCAGGAGUUUAUUUGGUGAAUCUUCUAUCCCAAGUCUUUUUAGUGGUUCAAAUUUACCUGCAUGUUCCACCGCAGUUUUGGGUUCAUGUGGCCUUUUUUCAGGAUUCAAGCCUUCUUCUUUUACUGUUCCCUCUUCUACUACGACUACUGAGUCUGAACUUUCAUCUAGCAGUAGCGCGGGGCUUUUUAAAUCAUUCUUACCUGUCAAUACAGCUUCCAACUCGACAACUACACCCCUUCUUUUCAAGCCUUCCGCAUUCACUACCACAGUUGCAACUAAUAAGGAAACCGUAAACGCUGGUGAAACUGGGACAUGUCGACCUAAAAUCCAACCAAUCGUUUGGGAUUCUUUUGAUCCGUCUACUGCUCAGCCCAGUGUACCUGAUAAUACCUGCGCUAUUGGCCCAACUCGAAGAAAGAAGUGGACUCCUGUUACUUCUGUGCCAAGAGGUACUAGACGUUCCAGCUUACUUCCUAGUAGAGGUUGUGCUACAGGAAAACCCGGGACCACACGUGGUGGUUUAGCUCCAAGAAGAGGCUAGUAGCUAAACAUUGUGAUUGUACACUUAAGAUUUGAAAAUCAUAUGCAUUUUUACUUAUAU